AUGGCGUGUAUUUGGGUCUCUCAACUGGGAACCAUUUGCAGCUCCAAGACGUGGCUCUUGCUGUUUUCCAUCCUGCACCUCCAGGAGCCUCUCUGUGGAGAGAGCAGUCCAAUCUCAGGUGCCCAUCAGAGGCAUCGCCCUGCUCCGGGGCUGGGAGACGGGCAUGGAGGGGUGGUGGAUCUGUCACUGCUGGAGCAGGACGGCAACCUGGACAUGCAGAGCCUGCUGGAGAGCCUGAAGGAACAGUUUAUGCGGACUUUUAACUUGUCGGGCUUGGGUCCUCCACUGCUUCCUGGGAGCACACGAGAGGAGCCGCCUGAGUACAUGAUGGAGCUCUACAACCGCUUUGCUAAUGACCACACUGCCAUGCCCUCCGCCAACAUCAUUCGCAGCUUCAAAAAUGAAGAUUCAUCUCCGAGUGUUGUGGGUGUUGGAGGAGUUAGGCGUCACCCCCUCCUCUUUAAUGUGUCAGUUCCCCAUCAUGAACACAUCACAGCAGCGGAACUUCGACUCUACACCCUUGUCCAGACUGACCGUCACCUCUAUGCUGGUGUCGACCGCAAGGUCACAAUCUAUGAACUGGAACUGCACGACCUGGAUGAGAACACGACAGAUGAGAACACUGUGAGAGGAGAUGCUUUCAGAGCGGGAGGAGAGCGGAUAGAGCGAGUGGAGUUGGCUUCACGCCAGGUCUACGGCACUGAUAAUGGAUGGGAGGCCUUUGACCUCACUGCUGCUGUCCAACGCUGGCGCAAAUCUGACCAAGGCACCACGCACAGGUUGGAAGUGCAAAUUGCCAGUAUGGCAAAUGAUAAUGUUCAAGGUUCAACUGACGACAACAAAGGCAGUAAUCCACCUGAAGGAGACAUGAAGAUUGACACCAGUCCUGAAGAAAAACACAAACCCUUGCUGAUUGUUUUCUCUGAUGACCCAAGCAGUGAUCAUCGUGAUGACAAGCGUGAGCUUAAUGAGAUGAUUGACCAGGAAACCUCGAACAUGGUUCUGCCGAAUGACUUAGGAAGGGGUCUUUGGGGAGAGCUGGAAAGGGAUGAAGAGGAUGAGCCAGAUGAAGAGGACCUCUUACAAAUGAGAUCCAAUCUGAUCUAUGACUCAGCAUCUCGAAUUCGUCGCAAUGCCAAAGGCAACCAUUGCAAGAAACAAUCUCUUUAUGUAGAGUUUAAAGAUAUUGGAUGGGACAGUUGGAUCCUGGCACCUACAGGCUACGAUGCCUUUGAGUGCGCUGGAAUUUGCUCUUUCCCACUGACAAAGCAUGUCACACCUACCAAGCAUGCCAUUGUGCAGACAUUGGUCAACAUCAACAGUCCUCAGAAGGCGGCACGAGCCUGCUGUGUGCCUACCAAGCUCGACCCCAUCUCCCUGCUGUACCUAGAUGACACAGGUGUUGUCACCUACAAGUACAAAUUUGAAGGCAUGGUGGUGGCUGAGUGUGGCUGCAGAUAG
Molecule: messenger RNA, 1461 nt
Organism: Paralichthys olivaceus (Japanese flounder)
Lineage: Eukaryota; Metazoa; Chordata; Actinopteri; Pleuronectiformes; Paralichthyidae
Gene: bmp10
Product: bone morphogenetic protein 10
Biological process (GO): BMP signaling pathway
Cellular component (GO): extracellular region
Molecular function (GO): cytokine activity; growth factor activity
Source: RefSeq, a predicted model, not a curated record